AGCUUAUAACAUGCAAUCUUGGUGAAGAAGAGGAAAAACAAAGCAAAGCAUGGCAAGGGAAGAGGUGACACUGCUUGGGAUGUGGGCAAGUCCUCUGGCUCUGAGAAUUGAAUGGGCCUUGAAAUGCAAAGGAAUUUGCUAUAAAUGCAUAGACGAAGAUCUCUUAAACAAGAGCCAACGCCUUCUCACUCACAAUCCGAUCCACAAGAAAAUCCCAGUGCUUUUGCAUGGAGGAAAAUCCAUCCCUGAAUCACUCGUCAUUCUUGAAUACAUUGAUGAGACAUGGAAACAGAAUCCCUUGUUGCCAGAAGAUCCAUACGAAAGAGCCAUGGCACCGUUUUGGGCUAAAUUUGUGGACGAAAAGUGUUGGACUACAAUACCUGGAGUCUUCGGAAACGAGGGGGGGGAUGAGCAAGAAAAGUCGAAGGAAAAAGCAAUAGAAGAACUCAGAAUUCUGGAAAAACAACUUGAAGGGAAAAAGUUUUUUGGGGGAGAGAGUCAGUUGGGUUUUUGGAUAUCGUAUGUGGUUGGAUUCCAUACUGGUUACCCUUUAUCGAAGACAUUACUGGUUUAAAGUUGGUUGAUGAAACAUCUUUCCCUGCUUUGAGCGCAUGGUUCAAGGCCUAUCUUAGCGUUCCGUGGGUGAAAGAGCUCUUACCACCUCCAGACAAAUUACGUGCUCAUCUUAUAACUUUUCGCCAGAAACUCCUAUCCUCACGGCUCUUGAAUAUCUGAAAUAUUCUAAACCCGUCUUAUGGAUUCUGAUUCACCACCUAUGUAAUAAUUAGAGGGUUACUACUCUCUAUUCAGUCUAGAUAAGCCAUAUGUAUGUUGUGAUUCUGAUUCACCACCUAUGUAAUAAUUAGAGGGUUUACUCUCUAUUCAGUCUAGAUAAUGCAACCCUGCUCCUUCUGUUUAUUCUCAAA
Messenger RNA from Vitis riparia (riverbank grape), 926 nucleotides. Its product is annotated as glutathione S-transferase U7-like. Gene Ontology annotation, biological process: glutathione metabolic process. Lineage: Eukaryota; Viridiplantae; Streptophyta; Magnoliopsida; Vitales; Vitaceae. Bases 50 to 574 code for a protein of 174 amino acids. The transcript is spliced from 2 exons. Gene Ontology annotation, cellular component: cytoplasm. Gene Ontology annotation, molecular function: glutathione transferase activity. The record is from RefSeq and is a predicted model, not a curated record.